This is a messenger RNA of Cheilinus undulatus (humphead wrasse), 3164 nucleotides long. It is a transcript of the gene limk2, whose product is annotated as LIM domain kinase 2. The transcript is spliced from 16 exons. NCBI's taxonomy places the organism in Eukaryota, Metazoa, Chordata, Actinopteri, Labriformes, Labridae. Gene Ontology annotation, cellular component: cytoplasm; nucleus. Gene Ontology annotation, molecular function: protein serine/threonine kinase activity; ATP binding; protein binding. The record is from RefSeq and is a predicted model, not a curated record. Bases 216 to 2213 code for a protein of 665 amino acids. Gene Ontology annotation, biological process: actin cytoskeleton organization; protein phosphorylation.
AAGCAGCUCGGUCCAGGAGGAGGACUGCGGUUUGUGCUUUUUUUUCCUGCGGAGAAUUAAAGGGAUUUGUGUGUUUUCUGUUUGUAUUCUCCGCUGUAUUCAGAGCUCGGAGUCCUGUGAGGACGAGAAUAAGGAAUGAACCAGAGCUUUCUCCGCUGCUUCACUAUGAAAAGUUUGUGAAAGUUUGUAAAGUCGACGACGCGCUCAGAGAAGAGAUGGAGGAACCAGAAGGUACAGACGGGUGUUACUGUGCGGGCUGUGGAGGAACAAUUCAGGACUCCUUUCAUAUUAAAGUCCUCCAGGACACCUGGCACAACGCCUGCUUUCAGUGUUCCGUGUGCUGCGAUCACCUGACCAACUGGUACUAUGAGAAGGACGGAAAGCUGUACUGCCGCAAACACUACUGGGAGAAGUUUGGGGAGCUGUGCCACGGUUGCUCUCUGCUCAUGACUGGACCUGCCAUGGUGGCUGAAGAACACAAGUAUCACCCCGAGUGUUUUGUGUGUCUGAGCUGCAAGGUGGUGAUUGAAGACCGGGAUACCUACGCCCUCGUCGAGCGAUCAAAACUCUACUGUGGGAAGUGCUACAAGCAGGUGGUCCUUACACCCAUGUUGGAAAAACGCUCACACGACUCGGUGUUGGACUCUCUCCCUCACACCGUCACGCUCAUCUCCAUGCCCUCCGCUGCCAACGGGAAGAGGGGUCUGUCCGUGUCCGUGCUGAGGGACGUCAACGGCUCAGCCAGCGUCCAAGUCAAAGAAGUCAGAGGGAUGCUUAUUAGUCCAGAGGUGAGAAAUGCCAUCCAUGUGGGGGACAGGAUCCUGGAGAUCAAUGGCCUGCCUGUGGGGACGCUCAUGGAGGAGGAGGUGGAUGACCUUAUUCACCGCACCAGCCACACGCUGCAGCUGCUCAUCGAGUACGACCCGGUCAGGCAGCGUUUGGACCGCCUCAGACUGGGAUCCCCGAGAAGCCGUCUGGGAGUCCCUGCCACCUCUCGUAUGCGUCUGUCCUCGCCGUCUGAUGCUGUCCUCGAGAGGACGGACCUGGUUGAUGAGGGCACGCUGAAGAGGAGGUCUUUGAGGCGCAGUAACAGCAUCUGUAAGUCACCGGGGCCCAAUUCUCCUAAAGAGAUGCCUCAGAUUAUGCGAGACAUCGGGCGCUCUGAAUCUCUGAGAUCCUCCAGCAGCUGCUCUCAUCGGAUUUUCCGACCCUGUGACCUCAUCCACGGAGAGAUCUUAGGGAAAGGCUUCUUCGGACAGGCUAUCAAGGUGACCCAUAAAGCCACAGGAGAGGUGAUGGUGAUGAAGGAGCUGAUCCGCUGUGAUGAGGAGACUCAGAAAACUUUCUUAAAGGAGGUGAAAGUGAUGCGAAGCCUUGAUCAUCCACACGUUCUGAGGUUCAUCGGCGUGCUCUACAAGGACAAGAGGCUCAACCUGAUCACUGAGUUUAUCGAGGGAGGCACGCUGAAGGAUUUCAUCAGAGACACGGAGCCGUUUCCAUGGGAACAAAGAGUGAGCUUUGCAAAGAGCAUCGCUUCUGGCAUGGCUUACCUUCACUCCAUGAGCAUCAUCCACAGAGACCUCAAUUCCCACAACUGCCUGGUUAAACUGGAUAACACCGUGGUUGUCGCCGACUUUGGACUGUCACGGCUCAUUGUGGAGGACAAAGUGAAGCCUCCACCAGAAAAACCGUCCAAUAAGAAGAGAGUGUUUAGACGCAUCGACAGGAAGAAGCGCUACACCGUGGUGGGAAAUCCUUACUGGAUGGCUCCAGAGAUGCUAAAUGGUAAACGCUACGAUGAGAAGGUGGACAUUUUCUCCUUUGGGAUCGUUCUUUGUGAGAUUAUUGGAAAAGUCUAUGCAGACCCAGAGUGCCUCCCCAGGACGAUGGACUAUGGCCUGAACGUGGGGAAGUUUGUGGAAAAGUUUCUCCCUGAAGACUGUCCUCCUCCUUUCUUUCCUCUCACUGUGGCGUGCUGCGACCUCACGCCAGACAACCGUCCACCUUUCCAGAAGCUGGAGGACUGGUUUGAUGCUCUGUCCUUAAACCAGGAGCUGGGGAUCCCUCUGCCAACCGAACUCGAUGAACUCCAUCAGAGUCUGAGCAGACUCAUCUGGCCUAAAGACAACUCGCCGUCUCAGAGCACAGAGGAGCCGUCGUCCCCCACAGCGACCUCUCUGGACUCCCCCUGCAUGACGGAGAACGGCUCCUAGGACCUGUUCGUCUGUGUGUCACCCUCUGAGCUGCUGCACUUACACUGUGGAUGAGAAAAGAGGAAACUUGCAUUGAACCCGAGCCAUAUUAGAACUGGAUAACGUGAUGUAGCUGCACCAGUGAGCGUUGGUGCGAGUGGACACAUUUCAAAGACUUUCCCACUCAGCACACAGGAUUGUACGUGUGUUUACUGUGUAUAAAGACGACUUUCUGUGGUCAUUUUCCCCAGCAGGAGACGAGCAACCGAUGAGGUGAGAGCAUCGAUGUGACAGCAGUUUAGUUCUUCUGGUUCUGGAGUUGUCGUUUGUUAUGUGUGGCAUGCACACAUCAGUCUUUGACAAGUAGAGCGUUCACUUCAUCGCCGCAGCAAAGCAAACAAAGACGAUGACAGUCUGGCUCAUUGGCACAUCCGGAUUAAAGAGCACCGCUGUGACUUCAGGAAGAAGCCCACGCUGACCCUGAACAGCUUCAUCUCUUUGAAUGAUGGCAGAGGAAUGUUUUUAAGCACCACUGAACUUUUUUUUGACAACAUGGUUACAAGUAUAGCUCUGUACUUUGUAGUCACAUGAUUUAAAGCCUUUUCCUUGAAUGAUGAAUAAACACUAAUGACAUUUUUCAUGUUUAUCACACUGACAUUUCCAUCAAAGUUCCUCUCAUACACCUGAUGCAGGAAAGCAAGGCUGUUAUCAAUCUUUGAGAGACAUUCACCAUGAAAAGUUGCUCUGUACAGACCUAGAUUGUUUUCUUAAGCAGUGUAUAUAGAGAUAUGUACAUAGAAAGCCUCUAAUUGGGUGUUAUUUUCUAAUGGGAUCUCUAGAUUUGUAGAUUUUCAGACAUUUCGUCAUCGUUUUUGCCUUUUUGCUGUGAUCAUGAAAGGUACUGACGACCUGUUGUAACCACUAUUAUUUAUAUCACUGUAGUGUUUCUUAAAUAAACCUUCUCAAACUUGA